AUGAGUGUUGGCACAUCGCUCCGCGGUAGGGGCUUUGGAAGGUAUCCUCCCCUCGCCAUAUUCAUUUGCAAAGACUGGAGCUUGACUUCAGGUGCAAUAAUUACUCGUGAUACGGAAGGAAUAAGUAUCGGUACUCAUGAAGAUGAUAGAGCCCCAAAAAAUAGAGACCUAUCGUACGCGUGGACUGCUAACGCAUUUCAGCUGAAGCUGUCGGUUUUGGCUGUUGAAAGGACGUACAAGUCCGAUCUCUGA
Messenger RNA from Plasmopara halstedii, 252 nucleotides. RefSeq lists its product as uncharacterized. The transcript is spliced from 3 exons. The coding region runs from base 1 to 252 and encodes 83 amino acids. Lineage: Eukaryota; Oomycota; Peronosporomycetes; Peronosporales; Peronosporaceae. The record is from RefSeq and is a predicted model, not a curated record.